Molecule: messenger RNA, 2701 nt
Organism: Equus caballus (horse)
Lineage: Eukaryota; Metazoa; Chordata; Mammalia; Perissodactyla; Equidae
Gene: KCNK13
Product: potassium two pore domain channel subfamily K member 13
Biological process (GO): potassium ion transmembrane transport; stabilization of membrane potential
Cellular component (GO): plasma membrane
Molecular function (GO): potassium ion leak channel activity; outward rectifier potassium channel activity
Source: RefSeq, a predicted model, not a curated record
GUCAGCGUUUAGGAGAACACCUAGGCGGGCGGGGACCGCAGUGUAAAAGCAGAUUUGAAACCAGGAAUCAAGGCGGACGUGGAGAACUGGCGCCGCUGGAGCGCUCGGGGCGGCGGCCGCGGGAGCCGCGCAGCCUGGGGGAGCGCCCGGCGGUCAUGGGCGAGGCGGCCAGCGGGCGUCCGGGGACGGGCUGAGCAUCCCGCCGAGCUCCGACCUCCUGGGCGGCUUGGGCGAGAGUCAGCCCGCGCUCACGGCCGUCCGGCGUGGGGCUGCCCCCGGGGGACCGGCCAUGGCUGGUCGGGGUUGCGGCUGCAGCUGCGGCCCAGGCCACCUAAACGAGGACAACGCGCGCUUCCUGCUGCUCGCCGCGCUCAUCGUGCUCUACCUGCUGGGCGGCGCCGCCGUCUUCUCCGCGCUGGAGCUGGGGCACGAGCGCCAGGCCAAGCAGCGCUGGGAGGAGCGCCUGGCCAACUUCAGCCGCCGCCACAACCUGAGCCGCGACGAGCUGCGCGGCUUCCUCCGCCACUACGAGGAGGCCACCGAGGCCGGCAUCCGCGUGGACAACGCCCGCCCGCGCUGGGACUUCACGGGCGCCUUCUACUUCGUGGGCACCGUCGUGUCCACCAUAGGGUUUGGGAUGACGACUCCAGCAACAGUAGGAGGAAAAGUCUUUCUGAUCUUUUAUGGCCUCAUUGGGUGCGCCAGUACCAUCUUGUUCUUCAACCUCUUCCUGGAGCGCCUGAUCACCGUCAUUGCCUACAUCAUGAAAUCAUGCCACCAGCGGCAGCUCCAGAGACGAGGGACCCUGCCCCCGGCGAGCCUGAAGAACCCAGGGAAGUUGGAGGUGGAUAGCUUGGCUGGCUGGAAGCCCUCCGUGUACUACGUCAUGCUGAUCCUGUGCAUGGCCUCCCUUCUCAUCUCCUGCUGCGCAUCAGCCAUGUACACCUCCAUCGAAGGGUGGAGCUACUUUGACUCACUCUACUUCUGCUUUGUAGCUUUCAGCACCAUUGGCUUUGGGGACCUCGUCAGUAGCCAGAACGCCCAGUAUGAUAGCCAAGGCCUCUACCGCUUUGCCAACUUUGUCUUCAUCCUCAUGGGUGUCUGCUGCAUUUACUCCUUGUUCAAUGUCAUCUCCAUCCUCAUCAAACAGUCUGUGAACUGGAUUCUAAGGAAAAUAGAUGGCGGGUGCUGCCAACAAUGCCAAAGAAAUCUCUUGUGGUCACGGAGCAACGUGGUGAUGCCAGGCAAUGUCCAGACACGGUGCAACAUCUCCAUAGAAACGGAUGGGGUGAUGGAGAGUGACACGGAUGGGCGGCGUCUCUCGGGGGAGAUGAUCUCCAUGAAGGACUUCUUAGCAGCCAACAAGGUCUCGAUGGCCAUCCUCCAGAAGCAGCUAUCUGAAACGGCCAACGGCUGCCCCCACCAGAGCAGCACGGUGUCCCGGGACAAUGAAUUCUCAGGGGGCGUAGGAGCCUUUGCGAUAAUGAACAACAGGCUAGCAGAGACGAGUGGGGACAGGUAGGAGCAAGGAGCGGACGCUGGCAUGGAGGCCUAGGGGAGAGUGGGCGAUGAGGGGACUGUCAUUCAGUUCGGCUCUGCGCCAUGGCUGGGUUCAUCCUGGAGCUGCUCCUUCUGGCCUCCUCAAGUCCAGCUUUAGAAGUCUCGUCUUCUUGGCUCCAACAAACAGCCACCUUUCAGGGCUGCGGGAACCUGAGCCUCAAUACCUUUCUGUUUAUUUUUAUUAUUUACGACUAAACUCAGUAUUUUAAAAAUGAACCACAAAAGCAGUCUAAGACAUUGCACUGUUUCUUUACUUACCUCGCUGCAGGGUUUUAACUGCCUACGAGAGGGAGGGUUUAUGGAAGCCUGGAUUUCUCGCAGCUCUGUUCUUCCUUUGGAAAUAAAAGUCCUGAAGGUCCUAAUUUUCCUCUGGAACUCUGAAUGCCUGAAUCCACUGCCUCUCGCGGCCCCUUUGAAAAAGAGCAGAAAACGUUGGAGAAUGGGCCUGGACUCUGGGCUUCCUUCAGAGCAGAUUUCUUCGCAGUGCUGUGGACAUGGAAACCAUCUAUUCUACUUUUUAUACCUGCGCCUCUGCUUUUGUUUUUCCCUUCUUUUAUUUUUCAGAUCUUAAUGCGUGGCUAAGGUGUCUGUGGACCUCUGUGUGGUAAGAAAACUAAAUUCGGCUUCCAGCCUUUAAGUGCAGUAAGGUGAUGGGGAGGCUCACUUUUGUAACUAAAGAAUAUAGCUGAGGGGGCCGGCCCAGUGGCCUAGUGGUUAACUUCGGUGCACUCCACUUCGGUGGCCCGGGCUCACGGGUUCGGAUCACAGGCCUGGAUCAACAUCACUCGUCAGCCAUGUUGUGGCAGCAUCUCACAUAUAAAAUAGAGGAAUAUUGGCAGAGGUGUUAGCUCAGAGCGAAUCUUCCUCAAGCAAAGAAGAGGAAAAUUGGCAACAGAUGUUAGCUCAGGGCAAAAUCUUCCUCAGCAAAAAAACAAUAUAUAUGUGUGUGUGCAUAUGUGUAUAUGUAUAUGUAUAUAUAUAUAUAUAUAUAUCUCUCUGAACAUUUUCCCUCUGAAUGGUCACAGGUUCCAUUUCAUUUUUACCAGGGCUUGGGGCCCAUUGCAAAGAUAAUGGCUGACUAUUUAUUAGAACUGAAAAUUUAAUAAAUCCUCAUUUUAUUAACUGAGAUUACAUGAGUGCU